UCUCUUCAAUCCUGAUUGUGCUUUGCAUCUAGAUAUUAAUUGCUGUCAAACCGGACUCCGUCCAACAUAAAUGUCUCUGCCGGAGAACUUGCAGCCUGAUCCGGCAAGCCCAGGCUGGUUGAACAAAGGUGACAAUUCUUGGCAACUCACUGCAGCUACCCUGGUGGGCCUCCAAAGCGUUCCAGGCCUCGUAAUCCUAUACGGGAGCAUAGUGAAAAAGAAAUGGGCUGUUAACUCGGCCUUCAUGGCCCUUUACGCCUUUGCUGCGGUCCUUGUUUGUUGGGUGGGGUGGGGAUACCGAAUGUCUUUCGGGGACAAGUUCAUUUAUGUCCUAGGGAUGCCCAAUGUUUCAUUGGACGCACAGUAUCUCAUCGAGCAGGCCUUUCUUGGCUAUUUACCAAAUGCAACCAUGGUCUACUUCCAGUUUGUGUUUGCAGCUAUCACCUUGAUUCUGAUAGCUGGGGCAUUGCUUGGAAGGAUGAAUUUUCUUGCAUGGAUGUUGUUUGUGCCACUCUGGUUGACAUUUUCCUACACUAUAACUGCCUACAGUAUUUGGUGCCCUGAUGGGUGGCUGUCUAAGAAAGGCAUUAUUGAUUAUUCUGGAGGAUAUGUCAUUCAUUUAUCUUCUGGUGUAGCUGGUUUCACUGCAGCUUACUGGGUUGGACCAAGGACCACAAGGGACAGGGAGAGAUUCCCACCAAACAACAUCCUGCUGAUGCUAGCAGGGGCCGGACUACUUUGGAUGGGAUGGACUGGUUUCAACGGGGGUGAUCCGUAUACUGUCAGCACGGAUGCAUCGUUAGCCGUCCUUAACACCCACGUCUGCACUGCCACAAGCUUAUUGACGUGGCUCAUGCUUGACAUUAUUUUCUUCGGAAAGCCCUCCGUUAUCGGAGCCACACAGGGCAUGAUCACUGGUUUAGUUUGUAUCACCCCUGCAGCAGGAGUGGUUCAAGGUUGGGCAGCAAUAUUGAUGGGAAUAAUAUCUGGUAGCAUCCCAUGGUACAGCAUGAUGGUCCUGCACAAGAAGAUAUGGCUCCUCAAGCAAGUUGAUGACACAAUGGCAGUGUUCCAUACGCACGCUGUAGCGGGCAGCCUAGGAGGCAUCCUGACCGGCUUGUUCGCGGUGCCUAAGCUCAACCGACUUUUCUACAUGGUAGAUGAAUGGGAGCACUACAUCGGUCUUUUCUACGGAUUCCAUGAAGGGCGCUUCAAAGCAGGGCUCAAGCAGUUGGGUAUUCAAUUGCUAGGAAUCUUAUUUGUAGUGACCCUCAACAUAAUCACGACUAGUGUGAUAUGUUUUUUGAUCAAUCUGGUCGUUCCACUAAGAUUAGCUGAGGAUGAAUUGCAAACUGGGGAUGAUGCAAUCCAUGGAGAGGAAGCUUACGCACUGUGGGGAGAUGGGGAGAAAUAUGAAUCUAAGCUGAAUUCUGUUUGUGAGGAAUUCCCACCACCCGCAAAAGCUGGUGAGGUUCAAAUGGUUUGAUUUGAUGGUGCUUAUUAAAGACAUUGUGGGGGAUUGAACAUGUUGUAGAGGGUCUAAAGCAUUGGCGCCCAAAGCUUAACUUGUCUAAAUGUUUGUUUCCACUUUCUUUCCGUUUUGUUCUUUGUCCUUUCCCUUUCGCAAUGAUUAGACUACACACAAAUGGGAGGAACCAGAAAGGUGAAGAAGGGAGGAAUUAUAUAACUUGCAGAUGAUGGGAAGAUGAAUUUGAUCAAUGUACACUCAUCGAUAGAAAUAAGAACCUUAUACCACUCUUCACUCUUGUACUUGAUGAAUGCAAUCAUUUUAGUGACAUUUCAACUUUGCAAUUGUUGUUCGGCUUUUGGCUUGGAUUUUGCUAGUCAAUUCCCUUUCCUAUUCAACACUACUACCUAAGCAAUAUUUUUCGGCUAUAGUCCAAAAA
Messenger RNA from Durio zibethinus, 1907 nucleotides. RefSeq names its product ammonium transporter 2 member 5-like. Gene Ontology annotation, molecular function: ammonium channel activity. Gene Ontology annotation, cellular component: plasma membrane. Gene Ontology annotation, biological process: ammonium transmembrane transport. The record is from RefSeq and is a predicted model, not a curated record. Lineage: Eukaryota; Viridiplantae; Streptophyta; Magnoliopsida; Malvales; Malvaceae.